AUGGCGUGCGCAGCCUCUGCGUCGCCGACCUGGGUCCCCCGGCCUACACGCGCCCCCGGCCUGCAGCCUCCGCCCUCCGCUCCGCCGGCCUGCGAGCCCCCGGCCAUGGCGCCCGCGGCAUCCGCGCCAUCGACCUGGAUCCCCGCGGCCUCUGCACCAACGGGUGGGCGCCCACAGCCUCCGUUGCCGGCUCGAGCGGCCUCCACUCCGCUGGCCAAGGCACCCGCGGCCUCGCGCCGCCGGCCUGGUUCCUCGCGGCUCCGCGCCGCCGCCGACCCGAGCGCCCUACGCCCGCCGCAGCCGCCGCGCUACCGGCAGCCGGAGCACCCACCGCGGCCGCCGGCCGGGGCGCUCGCGGCUUCCACGCUGCUGGCCAAGGCGCUCGUGGCCUCCGCAUCCCUGGCCUUGGACUCGGGUGAAUCUCAUCGGCAAGGCCUCUAG
This is a messenger RNA of Panicum hallii, 441 nucleotides long. Its product is annotated as vegetative cell wall protein gp1-like. NCBI's taxonomy places the organism in Eukaryota, Viridiplantae, Streptophyta, Magnoliopsida, Poales, Poaceae. Bases 1 to 441 code for a protein of 146 amino acids. The record is from RefSeq and is a predicted model, not a curated record. The transcript has a single exon.